AUUAUUUUGAGAAACUGACGGUAUGAUUUUUAACACACAGAUAACUUUUAUCCAAAAUUUGACGUCAACAUGACGUAAAUUUUUCGCGCCAAAAUCAACUGAUUCGCCGGCUGUUGCUUGCUGCUUCACGCUGUCGAUACUUAAGCUUCAGAAAAUACUUACGAAUUUAUUUCGCAAGAUGCCUGCCGAAAUCCAACCAACUCUGAAAUUCACUCGUAUGUCUGAACAUGCGUUCCCUCCAGUCAAAGGAUCAGAAAAAGCUGCGGGCUUUGAUUUGAAAAGUGCUUAUGACUAUGUGGUGCCUGCCCGCGGCAAAGAGUUGGUUAAGACAGACUUGCAGAUAGAGCUGCCCUCCGGCUGCUACGGCCGAGUGGCCCCACGGUCAGGGCUUGCAGUCAAGAACUUCAUUGAUGUUGGAGCUGGUGUGAUAGAUGAAGACUAUCGUGGCAAUGUGGGAGUGGUCCUCUUCAAUCACUCUGAUCAAGACUUCCCAGUGAAGAAAGGUGACAGGAUUGCCCAGCUCAUUUGUGAAAAGAUAUUCUACCCCGACCUACUUGAGGUUACCAACUUGACGGAGACCAAGAGAGCUGAAGGAGGCUUUGGAUCCACUGGAACACAAUGAAACAAAUUUUCAGUAU
Molecule: messenger RNA, 638 nt
Organism: Plutella xylostella (diamondback moth)
Lineage: Eukaryota; Metazoa; Arthropoda; Insecta; Lepidoptera; Plutellidae
Gene: dUTPase
Product: Deoxyuridine triphosphatase
Biological process (GO): dUMP biosynthetic process; dUTP catabolic process
Molecular function (GO): magnesium ion binding; dUTP diphosphatase activity
Source: RefSeq, a predicted model, not a curated record